Molecule: messenger RNA, 2136 nt
Organism: Auxenochlorella protothecoides
Lineage: Eukaryota; Viridiplantae; Chlorophyta; Trebouxiophyceae; Chlorellales; Chlorellaceae
Product: Exportin-4
Exons: 8
Coding region: 1-2136 (711 amino acids)
Biological process (GO): protein export from nucleus
Cellular component (GO): nuclear pore; cytoplasm
Molecular function (GO): nuclear export signal receptor activity; small GTPase binding
Source: RefSeq, a predicted model, not a curated record
AUGGAUUUGGCCUCCAUUCAGACGGUGAUCGAAGCGGCCUCCAAUGCCCUCGAGAAUUCCCACACGCGUCUGGAGGCAGAGCGCACGCUCCUGGACUUCCGCUGCAGCCCCUCCCCCCUCGCAGCCUGCCAGCACAUCCUCAGCCACUCCAGCAUGCCGGCGGCCCAGUUCCAGGCGGUCCUGACCCUGCGAGACGCCAGCCUCCGACUCUGGCCCGAGCUGGGGGCCCCAGAGCGCCAGGGCGUCACCAGAUUCGUGCUGGAACAGGCCCUGCACAGGUCUCGAGAGUCCCUGUCCCUGGUGCGGUCCCAGUGCGUCCUCACCGCCGCGCAGCUGGUCAAGCGCGGGCACGGUGAUGCCAGCCAAUCGGAUCUGGGGCUGGAGGGCCUGGUACGGGGCAUCGUGCACCGAGCCCUCUCCACCCGGGACCUGCAUGAGCAGCGCACGUGCCUGGAGCUGCUGACCGCACUCACCGCGGAGUGCAACCCGCAGUCGGCCAGCCCCAUGGAGAAGCCGUGGAGCUGGCACGACAAGGCUCGCCAGGACUUUGAGCGCGGCGCCCUCGCCGAGGUCGCGCUCGGCCCACCAGCAUGCGACCGGGAAGCUGCACGCGCCAUGCGGCAGCUGGCGGUGCACCUGGCACAGACGAGCGAGCCCCUGGGGCCCCACCGCCCCGCGCCCACCUACACCGCCUGGUCCCUGCGCCUCGCAUUCCAGGCGUGGCUGUGGCCGCCCGGCGCGGCGCUGGACCGCGCCGAGCGAGGCACGGAGGAGGAGUUCCUGGACGGGUGCAGGGUUGUAGCGGCUGCGGCCGCCGCCGCCCCGGUCUCGGCCCCCAGGCUGUGGGACUGGAUCGAGCCCGGCGAGGGAACCCAGACCCGCAUCGCCGCCGCGGCGGAGCUGACGUGUGCCGUGUUGUCCACGCUGGCCUCAGACCCACAGCGCGACGAUUGGCUGACCGAGGCCGGGCGGACGCUGGUGGACGCCUGGGCCGCGCUCGCAACGGGACUGGAGGGCGUCCAGGGCGGUGCUGAGGCCGCGACUGCGGUCUUCGAGGCCGGCCUGCGCAGGGGCCUGGCCCUUGCUGCAGCCGAGGCCACCCAGGACGAAGACGAAGCCGGCGAGCACGCCGAGGCCGCCACGCUGGAGCACGACCUCGCCGCCCUGGUGGACGCCCGGUCCCGGCUGGAGGCGGCGGUGGCGGCCGCGAGUGACCCAUCGAUCCCCCUGGAGCAGCUGUGCUGGCUGCUCCAGGUGGCUGCCGCGCUGCUGGCCGACGCGCCGGGGGCCGACGCCGGGGACAGCCCCGCCUUGCCCCUGGCCUGGGAUGCGAUGAGGGACGCGGCGGCGGCGGCCUCCAUGCAACUCCUGGCUGUCGCCCAGCUCUGCGUCACGCACGGCGGGCACGACGCCCUGAGCCCCCGGCUGCUGGAGGUCACAUGCGUGAGCCUGGGAAGGUGGGCAGCCACCUGGUUCCCCACCGAGGCCAGCCUGCCGCCCGCCAGCGGGGCGCAGGACGCUGACGUGGCGCAGCUGCUCGUCCAGCUCGCGAGGACGGCCUUCCUUGCGUACCCAGGGGAGACCGCCCUGCACAAGAAGGCCAGCCGCCGCCUGCUGCGCGCGCUGCCGACCAGCGCCCCUGCCGCCGCCACUCUACUGCGCUGCGAUUCCUGGCUGGAUCUGUGCCGGGCAGUAGCUUCCCAGGAGCUGCUGGUCAGCGCCGACGUCGCGCGCCCGCUGCUGUGCGCGCUGUGCCUGGCCGCCAAGGGGGACGACGCCGAGGGGGCCGCGGCCUACGUCCGCCACCUGGUCCAGCCCAGCGUCGAUCGCCUGCAGGAACUGGCCGGUGAUGGCAGGCGGGACGUGCUCUGGCGCGCGGAUGUCACGCCCCGUGUCCUGUUCUGGCUGGAGAGCGUGAGGGGGGCAAUGCAGGGCACCUGUACUGCCAGCGUCAGGCCGCUGACCGGCGCUGCGCAGCAGCUGGCCAGGCCCCUCUCCCUCCUGCUGCCCGCGUACCGGGGUCAAAGCGAGGUGACCACUGCGCUCCUGAAGCUGGCGGCGGCGGUGGGCGAGAACCUGCUGCCCCUCGUCACGGAUGUGAGCGCGGCAUGCCUGCCGCUGCCCGGGAAGGGGUGA